AUGAUACUCAUAGGGGAGGCCAUGGCUAGUAGUGGUGAUGAUGAUGGCUCUAAACAUGAUGAAAAGGAACAUGAGGAUGAUCUAUGUGCUAUACAGAUAGUAUACAUGUAUGAUGAUGAUGAUGAUGAUGAUGUUAAGAAUAAUGAUGAUAAUGAGGCUAAGGUCUUCCUAACAGACUUCUUUAACCAGUACAUAUCUCAUCACUAUCAUCCCGUAGCCAUUAUAGUCUAUCAGGCCGCCGUCCUCUUCUAG
Messenger RNA from Perkinsus marinus ATCC 50983, 252 nucleotides. RefSeq lists its product as hypothetical. The record is from RefSeq and is a predicted model, not a curated record. NCBI's taxonomy places the organism in Eukaryota, Perkinsozoa, Perkinsida, Perkinsidae. The coding region runs from base 1 to 252 and encodes 83 amino acids. The transcript has 3 exons.